Molecule: messenger RNA, 594 nt
Organism: Cryptosporidium muris RN66
Lineage: Eukaryota; Apicomplexa; Conoidasida; Eucoccidiorida; Cryptosporidiidae
Exons: 2
Coding region: 1-594 (197 amino acids)
Biological process (GO): endoplasmic reticulum to Golgi vesicle-mediated transport; Golgi organization; intracellular protein transport
Cellular component (GO): endoplasmic reticulum; endoplasmic reticulum-Golgi intermediate compartment; COPII-coated ER to Golgi transport vesicle
Source: RefSeq, a predicted model, not a curated record
AUGAUUGAUUCAAAGAUAUCAAAAUGUUUUGGUGAACCUAUAUUAAAGAAUACCUUAGUAGUAAUUGAAUGUAAUUCAUUAUAUCCUAUUAAUCUAUCUGUGAGAGAUAAUAAUGAUAUUAUUUAUUCAGCAGGUAAGCAUAUUUAUAAUUAUAUUAAACUAAUAAAUAAAAUAGAACUUAUUUUAAAGAUAUUAACUUUAUUUUCUUUAGAUGGUAACUCAAUUAAAACAGCAUUUACAACAUUAGAAAGUGGUCCACAUUAUAUUUGUAUAUUUAAUCCAAAUGACUCUAAUAUAAAAACAACAAUUUCUUUUAAAUGGGGUUCAGAAACUCAAGAUUAUACUUCUAUUGCAAAAAAAGAGCAUAUUGAACCAUCAAAAAAGAUAUUGAAUGAUAUUAUUAUAGCUUUAAAUGAUUAUCAGAGUAGCUUAUUCCAAAUUGCACAAGCAGAAUCUCUUCUUCAUGUUGCUUCAGAAUCAGCAUAUUCUAGAGUUAUAUUCUUUUCUAUUUUAAAUAUUAUUGUAAUUAUUGGAAUUAAUAUAAUUCAAACAAUUUAUUUUAAAAAAUUCUUUAGUUCUAGGAAACUAAUCUAA